UAGUAGCAAUCUUCGCUUCGAAAUGAUCAAGAGUGCAUUGUUAGUUGGGCUUUUCGUCCUUUGCGUCAGCGCCGUUGACGAGAAGAAACAAUCCAAGAGAGGUCUCGCCGGAUCCCUCGGAACUUUUGGUGGGUAUGGAACUGGAUUAGGAGGUUACGAACUCGGAGCAGGAUCUUUGGGAGGAGUCGGUCUUGGUGGAUAUGGUCUGGGAGGAGUCGGCUUUAGUGGAGUCGGUCUUGGUGGAUCUGGUCUCGGUUAUGCCUCUGGUCUCGGCUACGGUGCAGGCGCUGUUGGCGUCGGUACCGCUGGAUUCGGCCUCGGUUCAGCUGGACUCGGCUACGGUGGAGUUGGACUCGGCUACGGUGGAGUUGGAGUCGGCUACGGUGGAGUUGGAGUCGGAACUGUCUCAACUGUCGCAGCACCAUCCACCGUCCACCACAGACAGGAAACAGUUGCUGUACCAGUACCCCAACCCGUGCCAGUCACCGUCACGAGAACUCAACAAGUGCCGGUACCCCAACCCGUGCCCGUCGACGUCCCUAGGCCCGUCCACGUCCCCGUCGCUCACCCCGUACCCGUAAGCGUACCCAGGCCUUACCCAGUCACCGUCACCCGCACAUACCCCGUUCCAGUCACUCACCAAGUCCCUGUCCCUGUACCUCAACCCUACCCUGUAUCCGUUCCCCAACCCUACCCCGUUACUGUCACCAGGAAAGUACCUUAUUCCGUACCCGUUCCUCACGUUGUUCCCGUACCUACCAAAGUCGUCCACCCCACACCUGUUGUUCACGCAGCUCCUGUUGUUCACGCCGCCCCAGUACUCGCCGGUGGCGUCGGAUUAGCCUCUUACGGUACUGAACUUAGCGGAGGAAGCUUGGGCUUCGGAUCAGUUGGACAUUCCUUCGGUCAUUCCCUUGGCUCUUACGGGCUUGGAAGUUCCUACGGAUUGGGUCACGCUUGGUCGAGAGCAUCUUCAAACAUGAUUAGUAGCAAUCUUCGCUUCGAAAUGAUCAAGAGUGCAUUGUUAGUUGGGCUUUUUGUCCUUUGCGUCAGCGCUGCUGAGGAAAAGAAACAAUCCAAGAGAGGCCUCGCCGGAUCUCUCGGAACUUACGGUGGGUAUGGAACUGGAUUAGGAGGUUACGAACUCGGAGCAGGAUCUUUGGGAGGAGUCGGUCUUGGUGGAUAUGGUCUGGGAGGAGUCGGCUUUAGUGGAGUCGGUCUUGGUGGAUCUGGUCUCGGUUAUGCCUCUGGUCUCGGCUACGGUGCAGGCGCUGUUGGCGUCGGUACCGCUGGAUUCGGCCUCGGUUCAGCUGGACUCGGCUACGGUGGAGUUGGACUCGGCUACGGAGGAGUUGGAGUCGGAGCUGUCUCAACUGUCGCAGCACCAUCCACCGUCCACCACAGACAGGAAACAGUUGCUGUACCAGUACCCCAACCCGUGCCAGUCACCGUCACGAGAACUCAACCCGUGCCAGUACCCCAACCCGUGCCCGUCGACGUCCCCAGACCCGUCCAAGUCCCCGUCGCUCACCCCGUACCCGUAAGCGUACCCAGGCCUUACCCAGUCACCGUCACCCGCACAUACCCCGUCCCGGUCACCCACCAAGUCCCUGUGCCUGUACCUCAACCCUACCCUGUAUCCGUUCCCCAACCCUACCCCGUUACUGUCACCAGAAGAGUGCCUUAUUCCGUACCCGUUCCUCACGUUGUUCCCGUACCUACCAAAGUGGUCCACCCCACACCUGUUGUUCACGCAGCUCCCGUUGUUCAUGCAGCUCCUGUUGUUCACGCCGCCCCAGUACUCGCCGGUGGCGUCGGAUUAGCCUCUUACGGUACUGGAUUUAACGGAGGAAGCUUGGGCUUCGGAUCGGUUGGUCAUUCCUUCGGUCAUUCCCUUGGCUCUUACGGCCUUGGAAGUUCCUACGGAUUGGGUCACGCUUGGUAGAUCUAUAAAUCAUCUGACAUCAUUUUAUCAUUGUAAAUACGCAUUGUCAUUCACUUUUUUAUCUUAAUAGAUUUUAAUAUAUACAUCA
Molecule: messenger RNA, 2033 nt
Organism: Cimex lectularius (bed bug)
Lineage: Eukaryota; Metazoa; Arthropoda; Insecta; Hemiptera; Cimicidae
Product: elastin-like
Exons: 4
Coding region: 23-1945 (640 amino acids)
Source: RefSeq, a predicted model, not a curated record